Molecule: messenger RNA, 8881 nt
Organism: Tyto alba (common barn owl)
Lineage: Eukaryota; Metazoa; Chordata; Aves; Strigiformes; Tytonidae
Gene: TNFSF15
Product: TNF superfamily member 15
Exons: 4
Coding region: 219-944 (241 amino acids)
Biological process (GO): immune response
Cellular component (GO): membrane
Molecular function (GO): tumor necrosis factor receptor binding
Source: RefSeq, a predicted model, not a curated record
GACCCGGGGAGCCGCGGUGCUCUCUUUCCCUGAGCUAGGUUUCUAUUGUAGGCGGUGCAUUCCUUGGGAGGGAGGGUGUGUGUGUGUCGGUGCCUUCCCACACUCGGGGCAGCUCUUAUAUUUAAUGGGGGUCUCCAUGCAGGGCAGACGCCAGAAGAGAUUUUGCCGUUCCCGGUUCCCCUCCAGGAACAGCAGCAGCUCGCACGUCAGGCGCCGGCAUGGACCGUGUGGCCGAGAUAACGCUGGCGGAGGGGGCUCCUGGGACCAGCCGAGCCUCCGGGAUGCACCUCCGGGAGGACCUGAGGAGGGUACGGUGCGCGGUGCUGCUCUGCCUGCUCUCCGUGCUGGUCCUCAUGCUGCCCACUGCCUACCUGCUGGUUGGAAACCUCAGAGCCCCCAGCUCCUGCGCCGGCCAGGUCACAGAAGAGAGGGGCUCUCGCUUUCUGAAGCAACGGGCAGUACAUACUGUUACAGAUACAUUUUCCAGUGAAGAAAAGCCAAGAGCACACCUGACAGUGAAGAAACAAGAUCCUGUCAACACCAUGGGGAACCAUAUGCCCAUCCUGCAGUGGGAAGACAAGCGAGGCUUGGCCUUUACCAAGAACAACCUGAAUUAUUCCAGCAACGCACUGGUGAUACCUGUGUCUGGGGACUACUAUGUCUACGCUCAGGUCACUUUCCGAGGGCCCAUUGGAAGUUACAGUAAAACAAAUUCUGUCACUGAGAUUAUCACCAAAGUCACCGACAGUUACCCCGAGCCCACUCAGCUGCUGACUGGUACCAAGACCCUCACUGAAAAGGGGAACAGCUGGUUCCAGCCCAUUUAUCUGGGUGCUGUGGUCUCCUUAGAAGUAGGGGACAAACUAAUGGUCAAUGUUAGUGACAUCAAGCUGGUGGAUUACACUAAGGAGCACAAAACCUUCUUUGGUGCCUUUUUACUGUAGGUCCCUGGCAGCAGCUGGUGGGGGCUUCCCUUCAGGGCCCUGGUGUGACCUCACUGGACCUUGGUUUUGCGGGCGCGUCUUGGGGUGCGAUCUCUGUGCUGUUAUCCUUCUUCUGUACUGUUACUCCCCUGCAGCUCCCUGCAGCCUUAAAUUAAGGAGUAGGGAAAGCUGAAGCCAUAGUCUGAAUUCAAACAAACAAACAAACAAAACAAAAACAAACAGAAAAAAAAAAAAAACAAAACAAAAAAAAAAAAAAACACAAAAAACCCUGGAAAAAUGAAAGUCAUAUUGGAGGAAAAAAAUCUAUUUUUGAAAGUAAAAACUGAGAGCUCUUCAAAACUUUGUAAGCUAAGGAGGAACAGUUUAUACCUGUGGGUAGGAAUAUUGAUCUUGAAUAUUGCAGCUAAGCUACAUCACUAAUUCCACCUCCAAUGUAUAAUUUCCUCAACUCAAAAACGUGUUGUGAACUUUCUCUAGCACUUUCAGUAUAGUUUUGCAUGACUCUCCUUCAGAUUCUUGGUUCUAAAAGGUAAUUACUUUUCAUCAUUUCCUUAUUAAUAGAUUUGCUCAGUACUUUGCACUAACAUAAAGCUCAGAUUAAUCAUUAACUGCUUAAUUAUUCCCUUCCAACUUCCCUGUAAAGUAGAUUAAAAUUAUACCUUGUAUUUUGCAGAAGCUAUUUGAAAUUUUUUUUUCCCAAGAAAUUGUUUACAGUUCUAUAAAUCAAUAUACAGCUCUAAAACCUUAUGUAAAAUUUCUAGGGAACACACACAAACACUUUUUGUUUCAGCAUGAAAGUGAAAUCUCCCUGCCAGAUCCUAACAUUAGGAAAACAGAAAAGACAAGGCAGAGAGAGACAUGCAGCAAAAUUUUCCACACUUUUUAAAUCAACCACUGAAAUUUUGAGAGAAAACCUCUGCAAUAUUUUGCUUUCCAUUAUGUUUAAUGCAAAGCAAGUGCAACUAAAGAAAUCACUGUCUUGGUGCUCUCCCUUGCAACCAUUGCCAAUGCUGCAGCAGUCCCCUAGCCUCAAGGGACUCCCCCGCCUUUCCCUGGGUGAAGGCUGGCAACCAGUAGUCCCUACACAAGGUCAAAAGAUCCAAAGACAUGAUACAGUGUGCCACAGCCAGGUGCAGAUCUCAGUAAUGUUUAGCUUCCCACCUUGCACUUACUUAUUUUCAUAGACUUUACUGUCUUUCAGGAAAAUUCCCCAGCUUUCUUCUCCUCCACAGUAAAUACAUCACUGAUAAUAACUCAGGUCAGGUACUCAUAGAUUUGGACUUUACACUCUUUAUUGGCAUGAGGUCUCACACCUGAGCACCUACCACCCGGGCGUUCUGUGAUGACCAGGCUUCACUCUCUGCAACUCUUCCUCUUCCCUGCCUCACCUCGCUGGAUUUCCUCAAUUUUCCACUUCUUGGCCAGAAGUGACAGCAAGGCUUGAUUGCCUAGUUAAUGUUUCCACUCAAAGCCAUGGUGGGGCCCAAAAGCACACUGUUAGUGUCAGGGAUGCACUGAAGUUGGGGAACACAUAGCACCAGGGAUGGGGUCUUGUGGGUGAAGAGCUCAAAUGGGCAGAGAAGUUCUCUGGUGGAGACAGCCCAGCUACAAAAGACCAUGUGUGAUAUUGCAGCCCAACCAGCAGCGAGACCAGGCUGCUUUGUCCACAGCGAGCCUCUUCUUAGCAGGAGACAAUUUACUGCUUUAAAAGAUCUGUUUGAGUUGACAAGGCAAAGUCAGCAGCACAGCUGAAGUGUAGGUCACUGAGGAAGACCAAGACAGACUGGGGGUGAAGGGUGGAGAGGAGCAGAGUAAGAGGUGGGAGAUCUAGGCGACUCCAGAAUCUCUGCCACUUCACGACUUGGUGUAAGCACCUUCAUGCUGACAGCAUGACUAUACUUCUUAAACCUAGCUUUUAUGUAGUAAAUCAUCUCAGAAAAUAGUUUUUUGGCCAUCCUUCCCUAUUCUGCAGUGCCUGGAUCCCACAGUAGGUCUCAGUCCUUCACUGUUUUAUUUACACUGAGACAGCAUUAAACGCAUCACAAAAGCUAGCAGAUUGCCAUCUUGCUUUGCCUUUCUCUCCUCAGUGGGUGUCUUUCCUGUUUCCAGAUUCUCCUUGAAUCUAGUAAUUGGGUGUUGGCCCACUGUACAACAGUGCCCAUCUAGGAGACGUUCACAAUGUCCCUGCAUCAAAACCUCAUUAGUUUGUUUUCCCAUCCUUUCUUUGACUUGUCCUUCAUUUUCUCCACAUCCACAUCUCAGCUGGCCUCUUGAUCCUUUUCUCCCAGAGGCACCUUCCUGCCUUCUUGGCUCUGUCCAUUAGGUAUAAAGACACCUCAUUGUCCAAAUCUAAUUUUCCACAUGCAACUUCUCUCUUAAGAUCACCCCAGUGCACAGAGAAAACUGAUAUCUGAAAAUAGGUUAGGGUGGCAGAAAUUAAUGAUCCUGUGAGCAGGUGCAAACACUUGGCCAAAACAUCGUCUUAUGUCUUGAUUAGUUAGAUUGACUUCCAUCUUUAAGUCCUUACUCCUGCUUCCUACAUCUUUUCAGCGUGUUCUUUUAAGCUGAAUCUGGCUGAGAAAUUCCCCAUAUCCGUUCAGUAUCUAGCACAUUCAACCUGGCAUUGUUACUUCUCAGAAGCGAUGUCUGGUCAUUUAUCUACUUGACAGAACUGUUCUUACUGCUCAGAAACCACCCCCACCCUGCCCCACCCCAGUAAAAUCUGGUGAAAUCUUGCUCUAUUGGCCAUUGAAGACAAGGUAAUUCUCUGGGAAACCCUAAGACUUUCCAAACCUCAGAUUUUCUAAAGUGUUCUCUCAACAGUCCACGUUGAGUCCUUCUGAACUUCUGAUCCCUUAAUUGUGUGCCCAAAAUAGAAUCUGAACUAAUGAAAACAUGAAAUUUGCAACUCUUGCAGACCACCACAUAAAGCACUUUAGGUGACUAACACACGAAAUGUCGUGGUAAAUCUCAUAAAGGGAAGACUUAGAAGUGACUUAUCCAGGACAGAUGAUUCUCAGCAACUAGGUAGGGAAGGUUCUGUGAGUUGUUAUAUAGGAUGAAUUUGGUUUAUCAUUGGAGAAAAUUAUAGUGCAAAUUCUAAGCAUUGUGAGAAAGUUACAGAAACUCUGAGAGCUCUUUAUCUCUACAAAUGAGAUGAUGCAGCAUUCUUCUGAGGCCAUAACUCAAUCACGAUAGGUUUGUACAGCAGAUUUCCAUAAAAACUGUAUCUGAAGUCAUCAGCACUUAAUGCCUUGUACGCUGAAUGAUGGUGAAUAUGAGGUCUGGGGGAGAGAAGUGCUGAAUGCAGUAUUUGGCAUAAAAUAAAAGAGCCUUCUAUGAGGUAUAUACCCAUAUAUACAUACACAUACAUAUAUGUGUAUAUUCCAUAGAAGUUCUAGGAAGCCCAUUGGCAGUAGUGAACCUUUUCUACCACCAGGCACAUAAUUUGUGUCCACUGUACACUAACGAUAAAUUUAAUAAGCAAAAAAUUGCUUGCUGCAGCUCUAUUACAGGUGUGACUCUCUUGUUUCAUUAUCCAUGGCACAAAAAUAUUUAUUUUAGUCCAGUUAGAACAAGCUUUUGCACCCCAUUACACACACCAGCUUUUAGCACAUUUAGCACACUAGCACAUUUUAUAUGAGAUAAAGUAAUAUAUCCGGCAUUACUUGUUUUAAAGUGGUGCAGGCAUAUUAAUCCACAUAUCUACCCUAGUGGAAAUUCUCUCCUUCUCCAUUCCCCACUCUCCCCAAUGCUAAUAAUAUUUCUGUAACAGUGACCAGCAACUAUAGUAAGUAUUCAGGGGCUAAUUCUGACCCUGAUGUAUAUAAGAUAUUCCUCCAGAGAAGUCAAUGGCAUGAACUAAAAGUCACUGAAGUGAGACAGAGGUCAGGCUUAAAGGGAAAUACCUCAAACAGACUGAAACCAAGUUGUGGAUUCUCAUAUUUUUCCAAAGCUAAAUAAGGGCAGAAGUUUUCUCAGAAAUUUGGGUUUAUUGAAUUAGAAAUAAUUAUAUAAUUAUAAUUUCUGGAGAUGUGAAAAUGCAUAUGCAUCAGCAUUUUCAGUUGAAUGAGAAGGUGAUGAAAUCUGGUCAUGUGAACAAGUGACCUUUCAGUCUGUGAUCAAACUGAAAAUAUGUGUUGUUUUGGGCGGAUGUGAAACUAUAACAAUUAUAAAAAAAAAUCCAAGCUGGAAAAAAGUGGUGAAAUAUGCAGCUCAUGCUAAAUGACUUAAAAAUAUAUGAUUUCAGGUUUUGACCCUUACAUUUCUUAGGAAAACAAAUAAAUAAAUUUAAGCACUUUUCAGAACAAAACCAUUGAAAGGCAAAAUAACAGAUUUGGGUUUUUUGAAGUCUGAUCAAGAUAUUUUAGUUCUUAGGAAUUCUCUUCCUCCCUAAUCUCUUUGAUACUAGAAAAUCUAACACUAAAUAUAACCCAAAUUCAUAAAAAGGCUCACUUACCUACUACUUCCUUUCCCCCUACAAACUAAGUAUUGAUAAAUAAGCAUUAACUUUCUCUCCAUAUACAUACAGAAGUAAAUUUAAAUCAAGCUAUAAGGAUCAGAGCUCCAAUCUUACCAACAUUUACUUGUGCUGUACUUAGUCCUGAGCGUGUGGCUAAAGGGGUAUCACUGUAAAAGCAAGCUCAGUUUUCCUUUUUAGUGUAUGGGAGGAGUAAAAUCUACAUUGCUCAUAUUAAAAGCAGAUGAAAUGUUUUACCUGUGUUUACCCUCAACUACAUCAUUGUAAGAGCCAAACUCCAAAUCAACAAGCGCUUACAUCAACCAUCUCCAGCACAUGUAUGUUGGCAGGAUUAAGGUCUAGAGGUGUAGAAAUUACAAAAGUUAUUCGGUUAAUCAUAACCAAAAUGAUGAAGAGGAUGAUCCUGAGAUGAUUCUGGACAUAACUGUUCAGGACAGACCCCUGGUACAAAGGGAUGCUACCAGGCUACACUGAACUGCAGCACAGUCCAAGUGGAACAGAUUAAGGUAUUCACUUGUGAUUUGCAACGCAGAUAUUUCAGAAUUUUGAAGGAAUCUCAUUUUUCACUUCUGUAUGGUAUAACUGACCACACUGUGCUUUGUUUUAUUAAUCUCCUGAGUGGCCCAUCAUUUCAGAUGAGAAAUGAGGAGAAAAUUCAUUCUUUAGAAGAAUCAUAAAAUGUGAAAAAAUUUUGCCCAGAUCUGGGUAUUAGACACCGGUAUAGCAUUUUGCUAUUGUAAGGAAUUUUAUAUAAGUGAUUGUAUAUUGUCUUGUGCUUCAGUGCUGAUGUGUGUCUUUACCAGUAGAACUGACUUAGCUUCUUGUUUUCAAGUUUUAUGAUAAUAAAAAUGCAAGUUAACUAAUGAUCCUGGUCCCCUUCCAAAAACACUAACCAAAUAGCACAGUGAUCAGCUAAUACAGACAAAUACUGAUGUAUAAGAAACCUAUUUUGAUGUGUGUUAAUAUGUGAAUGAUCAUUAUUUUAUUCACGGUUAGAGGUCCCUCACCAGAGCGAACUCAGAUUCAGACUUUUCCUACUGCACUUACAUAAACUUGCAUUUCAAAAGGCAAAAAAAGUAAAGGUUGAGCAGAUUUUCAGUCUCUUUUCCCCCUUGCAGCAUGGGGAAUAGCUGGUUCCUUCUUUUUGUUAUUUCUUAGUCUAUUUUGAAAAAGCAAGUCCUACAGAAAAGCAGUGUUCAUCAGAAACUUCACCGCCGCGGUACGCUCAGCCUCUGAUUCAGGGGCUGGUACUCCCCACUACGCGCCCAGGGGAGGCAGGAACCACAGUAGCAUCACCUGGCCAAAAAGGCAGGUUUGCCCUGUCCACAGCCAUGCACAAGAACACCUUGGCAGCUUGGGAAUUGAACAUUUCCAAUUGCUCAGGUCCUGCCUGCCAGGCACAACCCAGCUAGGAAAUUUUGGCCAAAUGAGGGUCAAAGUCUUGUUUGUAGGUGGCAGAGCUCUGGGCACGCUUUGCCCUGUUCUAGCUUGAGCUUUGCUGUCUUUACACUUUCAGCAUAAUAGCAGCAUCCACUGGAUACGUAUUUCUCAUCAUGGGCGGUGUUAUCUUCAAUUCCUCUGCUGCCAAGAGUGCAAAUUCUUUAUUUCCACUAGCAGAACUGAGAAACAUUCUCCCACUGGGCAUAUUAUUUUGUAUUUCCAAAAUUUCUUUUAUUUUCCUGGAUUGAACCCAGAGUAUCAUAUUUACACUGCUUCAGAAGUGUUUUCUGGUUAAGGGCUCUAUGUUCUGGCUCAAGGAAAGUUUUCACUCUAAAACUCUGAUGGAGGACAUACGUGUACCCUGGUUUCCAUCCACUUGCAAAUACCUGAGAUGCUUUGUUAGCAGGCUCUGUAGGUCAGCCAAGAGUUAGUUAGACAGUAGGAAUCAGACUGCUUUCUUGUGUAACAUGAAAAAGAUGUUGUCAGUCCGUGGUUUGGGUUUUUUUAUAAAUCCAAUAGCUACCUCAUGUUUAAAAGAAUAGCAAAAGCAAAUUAUGAUUUUAUUAUUAUUUUUCUGUUUUAAAUUGAGCUAAGCAGAAUUCACCUGUUUUAUUGCCAUUUUACUCUGUGCUUUGCACAUACAGGGUAAUAGCUUGAGUUAACAUCUUCUUUGUGGUCUAAAUACACUGGCACAUACAGUCCCUCCACAUGAGCAUUGUGCUUCAUUUCGCCUGCCUUUAAUCAUACAGAAGGUGUCUAUUCUCUACAAAUUUCUAGGCUCCCUCUCUGGUGAGGUGGGGGAAGAGAUACACAUUUCUCAAAGGCUGCGCAUGCUAGGGAAGGUGAGGAUAAUGGAGAUGAUUCACCCCCAGAGUUGCAAAGGCGUGUAUAUAAUAUUUUUCUAGCUAAAUGCAAGUAAGAUACUAGCAGCGCUCAGUGAAAGUGGUGACUGCGCUGCACUCACUUUCUCAGAUGGCUGGAUAAAACUGCCCAGCUACUGCCUGGACAGAAUCUCCAUAGGGUUUAGUGCUAACAAAUACAUACAUGGACACAAAUCUUGAGGAAAGGGAGAACCUCACUUUCAUAUGAUGAAAUUGUUACUCCAUGAGAUUCAUCCUGCAGAGUAGGACACUACUCAAGAAAUUUUAACUUUCUCAGCUCUCAUCUGUUGGCCAAGAUGCCCAACCACAGCUGGAUCUGCUACUUGCUGGCUUUGUUCAUGGGGACAAUUUCAAUAUUUAAUAUGUCCUGUUUUGGGGAAGAGCUUUGAGUUCACCCUGCCAGGGCAUGGAGGCUCUGUCUCCUAAGCAUCUUGCAGGAUGGAGCAUAAGCUGAGGUGAAGUGGAAGUGAUCUGGAAGGUCCUAUGCUAUAACAAUUUCAGCUCACAGACAGGCAGCUGAAUAACGGGCCUAUUUUCUAACACACUCAGCAACUCUCUGACAGGUUCUCCAAGGAAAUGAGGACCCCCCCGUUCAGUUUCUUUUUGAGACCUGGUGCCAAAGCUAGGUAUGAUUCCCUUCAAAAGUGCAAAAAUAGGAGGCAAGUUUGUCAACAGUGAUAGUUCCAAAUUCAUUUUGUCUUUUAAGUAUUAUUUUUAAAUCCUUUGGGACAGCAUGGAAGACAUUGACUAAGAAGUUAUAACCUGGUUUAUUAAGCACCAUAAGUCAGGACUGUUUGGGGUAUUUUUGCUGAAUUAUGAACUAAACUAACCUUCCAGAUGCUCUCAUUCCUGCAUAAAUCAAGAUAUGUUCUUUCACUGAUUGUAGAGUUUUAUAUUAAAACGUCAAAAAAGUACUGAAAAUGUUUGCUGCAUAUUUAUUGGUACUGUAUAUAUAGAUGUCUUAAUUUUAUGUGAGAAAUUGUAAAAACCAUGUUAUAAAGUUUAGCUCUAUUAUACUUAACUAUUUCUUUUAGAAAGUAGCUUUGAUGCCUUUGACAAUGGAGUUUAUAAAUAGUUCUUUACAAUGUGCUUUGUGCCUUAAAGCAAAAAAAUAAAAACAUUUAAUUUGAUUCAGA